Messenger RNA from Carassius auratus (goldfish), 1082 nucleotides. It is a transcript of the gene psmg2, whose product is annotated as proteasome (prosome, macropain) assembly chaperone 2. Gene Ontology annotation, biological process: proteasome assembly. Lineage: Eukaryota; Metazoa; Chordata; Actinopteri; Cypriniformes; Cyprinidae. The record is from RefSeq and is a predicted model, not a curated record. Gene Ontology annotation, cellular component: nucleus; cytosol. Bases 119 to 901 code for a protein of 260 amino acids. The transcript is spliced from 7 exons.
GACGCAUCACUGUCAGGUCCUUCUUCCACAGCGCAGGAAAUUGAAAGUAAAAAUCACAACAGAUCCACUGCAAUUCAUCUACGUUUACUUCGGAAACCAGUCAUAAACCGUCCUUAGAAUGUUCAUCGCGUCGGGGGACGUUGUUCCUUCUUUUAAAGGCUUCACUCUGAUAAUGCCCGCGGUGUCCGUCGGGAAUGUGGGGCAGCUGGCCGUGGACCUCAUCAUCUCCACACUGAACAUGGCCCGAGUGGGACACUUCCACACGGACUGCCUCAUCCCCAUGGCUGGAAACAACCCGUACGCCUCAUCCGCCGAGGAGGCCGUCCAGCUCAGCACCUGCGCCGAGGUGUACUCUCACAGUGACUCGAAACUUGCUGUACUGCAGAUAAGGACACCCAUUAUCCAGACAAAGGUCAGAUCAUUCCGGAAGCUGAUGGUGUCCUGGAUCAAGAGCAGUGGCUUCCUCAGGAGUGUGCUGCUGUCCAGCAGUCAAGCGUAUCACAGAGACGACCAGCAGCUUCACGGCUCUCCUCUGCGGUACCUGCUGACCCCGUCUCUGCAGAAGGAGGAGGCUCCGAGGGUGGAGGAGCUGGGCUGGAAGGAGAUGGAGAGGAUCAGUGCGUUUCCCGGGAUCUCCGACUCUGAGCAGCGGCUCUACAUUCCCGGAGGAGGAGUGACCAAAGCCCUUUACACGGACUGCUGCACCGAGGGCAUCUCUAUGGCAGUACUGCUGAUCUUCUGCUCAGAAGGAGACAACGUCCCUGACGCGUUCGCUCUCGUUAACCAUCUCAACGACUGGCUCCAUCUGCUGGAUAAACCCGCGCAGGGUUCGGUGCAGUGGCGGGUUCCUCCCUCGUGGAGGCUGCUGUUCGGCAGCGGUGUCCCUCCUCUUCUCUUCUGAAGCAGCACGCUUGCAUAUGGAUACCUAGUGAUGCAAUCUUGCAGGUGUGACUCUUAAACACGAACCACAGAAAUCACUGAUGGUUGAGCGGUCAAACUGCACGAAGCGCUGAAUACACAUUUUGCUUGUAAAUAAGUGAAAUAGUAGAGAAAUAAUAAACUGUUGCAUUAUUUUUGGCAAA